UCGCGCACAUCAUCCCUCGACCAUGGCCAUCCCCUACAACCGAGUGGUCACGGCAACCUCUUCAUUGAGCGUGCGCCGAACCCUGCGCCUCAACUCCCGUUGCCUCCUCCACACCACCUCGGCCACACAAGCGACUCCAGUUCCCCAUCCUACCGUCCCCGGGCCGCCACCCGAUGCUCCUCAAGCAGCCGUCACAUACGCCGCAGACCGCGUUGCGCGGAAGAGACAACACGUCGAAGCCCUGCGACAAUCGCAAGAAGCAAAAGCCAACCCCGCCAAGCCGACAUCCGUCCUGCAGAAGCGCUUUUGGAAGAAUGUAUCGGUGAAAGAGACGACUGAAGGUCUGCAGAUUCAUCUCGACACUCGGCCAGUGCGGAACUCGAAACGUCAGGUCAUCACACUUCCCCCGAGUAAAAGAGCUCUCGCGAGUGCGAUAGCGUUAGAAUGGGACCAGCUCGUCAACGCCCAGCAAGCGCUCAAACAACACUACGUCCCCCUCACCAGUCUGACCAGUCGCGCGACCGACCUGGAAACAGCAGAUGCAGACGAAGGCCUGGGUAACAAGAUCCGGGAAAAUAUCAUCAACACCCUCAUGCGAUACCUCGCCACAGACACGCUCCUCUGUUGGGCUCCCGCGCAAAAUCGAUACUCUCCCGAUCGCCCCGGCGUGAAAUCCCUCCGAGAAAGACAAAAAGACAUCGCCGAGCCAAUCAUUGCUUUCCUCACCGCACACAUCUUUCCCGGCCUCGAGAUAGUGCCAAUUUUGGGCGAGGAUAGCAUUGUCCCCAUCGCACAACCUGAAAUAACUCGACAAGUCAUCCGGGGUUGGAUGUCUCGGUUGCCUGCGAAUGAGCUGGCGGCGUUGGAGAGAGGCACGCUCGCUACCAAAUCGGUCCUUGUAGCCGCGCGUUUGCUGGUCGAGUGGAGCACCGAAUUUGCACACCUUCGAACUUCACAGCAAGCUCCGGACGUGGCAGCGGAGCGAUUUGGCAUUGAGGCGGCGGCCGAGGCGGCGAGUCUGGAGGUGCUACAUCAAACGGCGCAGUGGGGUGAGGUGGAAGACACGCAUGACGUCGACAAGGAAGACUUGAAGCGGCAAUUGGGCAGUGUGGUACUGAUUGUGAGCUAAACCAAUACAGAAUAGAU
This is a messenger RNA of Neohortaea acidophila, 1146 nucleotides long. RefSeq lists its product as uncharacterized. The record is from RefSeq and is a predicted model, not a curated record. The transcript has a single exon. The annotation marks the transcript as partial. NCBI's taxonomy places the organism in Eukaryota, Fungi, Ascomycota, Dothideomycetes, Mycosphaerellales, Teratosphaeriaceae. Gene Ontology annotation, biological process: mitochondrial proton-transporting ATP synthase complex assembly. Gene Ontology annotation, cellular component: mitochondrion.